Molecule: messenger RNA, 1818 nt
Organism: Pyrus x bretschneideri (Chinese white pear)
Lineage: Eukaryota; Viridiplantae; Streptophyta; Magnoliopsida; Rosales; Rosaceae
Product: choline/ethanolaminephosphotransferase 1
Exons: 19
Coding region: 486-1655 (389 amino acids)
Biological process (GO): phospholipid biosynthetic process
Cellular component (GO): membrane
Molecular function (GO): phosphotransferase activity, for other substituted phosphate groups
Source: RefSeq, a predicted model, not a curated record
ACUAAUCCGACCCUACCACACCUCCACGCUCAGACGACGAUUGGCGUUGGAGCCACUCGGUCACUGCCGACGUUACAGAUUCGCACCGCCUUAUGAUCCGUUCAAUAAAAAUUAAACUAUCACGCAGUGGGCAAAUCGUCGAAGCCCUCUCACGUCACCUAUAAAUAAGCCCCACACCUCUCUGGUUUUCAGAAAAACAAAACGGCCAAUUAAGCAAAGCAGCAAUCAAAAUCCCUAGGGUUUUCGUUCCAAUCCAGUACCAAAUCGAUUUGAGAUCUCAAUUACCUCGCCGUCCGCCGGCUCGUUCAAUUUCGGUGUCGAUUCCCGAAUCUUAAGGUUUCCGCGAAGGUUGAUAGCCAUCACCUGGUCCUCUGAAGAGUGCCUAACAAUUUCGCAUAUUUUUCGUUUUGGUAGCAGGUUGGUUGUACUGAGGCCUAUUUGCAAUUUUGUUUCGAAGUGAAAAAUCGAAGCUUGAUUUGGAAGAGAUGGGGUAUAUUGGGGCACAUGGUGUGGCUGCUUUGCAUAAAUACAAGUACAGUGGCGUGGAUCACUCUUACACUGCCAAAUAUGUCUUGCAACCCUUUUGGAGUAGCUUCGUUAAAAUCUUUCCCCUUUGGAUGCCGCCCAACAUGAUAACUCUAAUAGGAUUCAUGUUCUUGCUCACAUCCGCUCUGCUUGGCUAUAUAUAUUCACCACGACUGGAUUCAGCUCCUCCUAGAUGGGUUAAUUUCGCUCAUGGAUUGCUACUUUUCUUAUACCAGACCUUUGAUGCCGUUGAUGGGAAACAAGCAAGACGGACAAAUUCCUCGAGUCCACUGGGGGAACUUUUCGACCAUGGUUGUGAUGCCCUUGCGUGUGCAUUCGAAGCAUUGGCCUUUGGAAGUACUGCAAUGUUUGGAAGAUCUACUUUCUGGUUCUGGGUGAUUUCAGCUGUUCCAUUUUACUUUGCUACUUGGGAGUUUUACUUUACCAAUACCCUAAUCCUUCCUGCUGUUAAUGGGCCCACGGAGGGUCUAAUGCUGAUAUAUUUGGCCCAUUUUUUCACAGCUAUCGUUGGUUCUGAGUGGUGGGCUCUACAAUUUGGAAAGUCUUUGCCUUUUCUGAGUUGGGUCCCCAUUCUUAGUGAAAUCCCAACAAACAAAGCUGUGUUGUAUCUAAUGAUAGCUUUUGCUGUCAUCCCAACGCUCACAUUCAAUGUGUCCAAUGUUCAUAAGAUUGUUCAAGCAAGGAAAGCAAGUAUGCUUUUGGCACUGGCAAUGAUUUACCCUUUUGUAGUCCUUUUGGUUGGAGUUUUGGCAUGGGGUUACUUGUCACCAGCUGACAUUAUGGGGAACUAUCCACAUUUAGUCGUUGUGGGAAGUGGGCUUGCUUUUGGGUACCUUGUGGGAAGAUUGAUUCUUGCGCACUUGUGUGAUGAGCCAAAGGGUUUGAAAACUGGAAUGUGCAUGUCAUUGUUGUAUCUCCCAUUUGCCAUUGCAAAUGCACUCACAGCUAAACUGAACGAUGGAGUUCCUUUGGUUGAUGAGAGCUGGGUUCUUCUUGGUUACUGUGCAUUUACAGCGACACUCUAUCUUCACUUUGCAACAUCAGUUGUUCACGAGAUCACAACAGCCUUGGGAAUCUAUUGCUUUAGGGUAACUAGGAAGGAAGCUUGAGUGAUGCUGGUGUCAACUUCAGGGUACCUUUUAUUCUCGGUUCAUGUAUUGUUUCGAUAAAUAGAACAUUUGCCUGUUUUCGAUCCAAAAUGUAGUUUUAUGUAUACAUGACAAGGAAUGUAAGCAAACAAUGACGACUAAUGUGACAAUACAUGAUACUGAA